Molecule: messenger RNA, 8949 nt
Organism: Symbiodinium sp. CCMP2592
Lineage: Eukaryota; Dinophyceae; Suessiales; Symbiodiniaceae
Source: the annotation of a GenBank genome assembly
AUGGCGACUCCGAUCGGUUCUCCCCGUGUCCCCUCGACUGUCGGUUCUUCACUAGUGACGCCAGUUGCUCGGGAUGUCGUGGAGCCCGAUGAUAGUGCCCACGCAUCUCGCUGCACUGCACCCGCCUCGCACGCUUCGCUCGCUCGCUCUGCUUCGCUGCUUGCUUCGCCGCCUGCUGAGGACGAUCAGAGAGCUCAGCACCAUGCGCCGCUUUUGCCAUGCUCUGCUGCCGCUUUCGCAACGCCUGGCACGAUGCACGCCGGCAUGCUGCCUGCUUCUGCCACCGCUCGUGCUUUGCCUUUGUUGCCUGCCUUUUCUGCGUCCGCUGCUCCUGCUGCUUCCGCACCUGCCCUUCUUCCGACCGAUUCUUUGUCUUGUCCUCUGUCCCUUCGCGGGGAUCCAGAGGGCGCUCGGGCCCUCUUUGGGUCCGGGCCGGACGGCCGUGGUCCACCGAUUUCGGACCCGGCGUCCUUUCGUCCACCGCGCCCCGAUUCUUAUGGGCCGGUGGCAGGCCGCGGUGGAGCCUCGCUCCCCGACGAGCCCAUGAGCGAGCACCCGGGUGCACCCCAUGUUUCCGUCGCAACGAUUACUGCGGCGGAUCAUGGUGGUGCUGCCCCCGCCACCGAUAACGGCGGGAGGCUUCCCGGUCCCUGCGCUGUCAGGGCCCUGGUCGAUGAAGCCAUUGGGUCGGAAGCAUCCGCGCGUAUCGCCACCGAUAUUCUGGCGAUCGCGCAGGGUGUGACCAAUACCCAAGCCGACCUCGAUAUUCUGAGGAACGGCGUCUCGGACAUUGCUGAAGCACUUGAAGACAAGAUCCGAGAAAUGUGGGAGCUUCUACAGGCCGAGAUGAGGAGGGAGCGUGAACUACACACGAUCUUUCAGGACUCCGUCCGCGAUAGGCGGAUUUCGGACCAUGAAACUCUUGAAGAGCAUUUUGCGAGGCUCAACUCGAUGGUCAACGAUCGAUUCAUUGAGUUUGAUGAGCGGAUUCACCGAUUCAACGAAAAGCGUGCUGGAUCGAUAUCCAUGCAGCUUGCUGAGACGAUCCGCCACAUCAAGCAUUACCCUGAUGCGCUGCAGCAAAUUCAGAUCAAUAUCUCAAAUGCUGAGGCGCGUAUCGCUACGGUUGAGCAGAAUGCUACACACCGUAUCGAGGUCAUUAGAACCGAAAUGAGCCGUGCUCUCUACGAUCAUAAGGAGAGUAACCGGGUUCUCAUCGAUCAGCUCACUGCUCGCAUUCAGCAUCUUGAGAGUGCUCAUGUCCGCAGGGGUGGUUCUGACAUGUCGACGCCUUCGCGUCCGGAACGGACGCAGUUCUUCGACAUCAGUGACCAUGAUGGGGAUAUCCCACGCGCGCGCAGCAACGAGUCGCUGAUGAUCAUCCUCCUGAAAGUCGCGGGCAAAAUAAUCCUGUUGAGCCCGUCCGACAACAUUAUGGCCAAACGUCUGCCUCUUUUUCAGGAAGAUCUCCGAUUCCGACCGUUCCGUCCACAAAUGCCGCCGGAGCGACAUCCGGCCAAGCUCCGAGUGUCAGACCCUUCCCUGUCGAUGAUGAUCUGGCCAUUCGCAGUGGAAAGGGACCUUGAAGAUGGUAUGAUGCAAUGCUUGGCCGAUCCAAUCUCAUUGGCAGCGGUUCUGGUGCACCUGUUCUCCAUAGCGAGACUGGUGGACCGCCGCCCGCGCAUGGCGGUGACGGUGGUUCUUUCGGUGGUGGUGGCCCCAACGAUAACGGGGGUGCAUAUGGUGGUGGUUUGUGGACAUGGACACCACGGGUCCGGUUUCGGCCCUGGUGGCGGUGGUGGACCACCCAGUGCCCCGCCCGGCGGCCCGCCUGGUGGUGGUGGCCCUCCUGACGGGAAUGGCCUGCCUGAUGGUGGACUUGAUCCGCCUAGCAUCAGGCCCUCCGGCCGGCCGAGCGGGAAUGAUACUUUCCAGUGCGAACGCUGCACCGGAACUUUCCCGACCACCGUGCGGCGAUCGUGCAUUUCUUGCCGAUUCUCGUGUUGCAACGGAUGUUGCCGAGAUCCUUUGAGAAUCUGUCUCGUGUGUCUUGAGAGACAGACUGGGAAUCCGCCCGGUCCCAACGAUACGGGAUUCGGUGGACCCAAGGGCGAUGGAUCGCUGAGCGAGGCUAAGAAGGCGAAGUGCAAGUCCUUCCGACUCGAUCCCGAGCCGGAGCCCGCUCAGCUGCGGCGCUGGAUCGUCGACAUGAAGGAGCGAGUUGCAAAUGCAUUCGCAUACGAUCCCGGAUACGCACUCUCGUGGGUUGAGAUUCCCGAUGGUACACGAUAUGAAGACCUUCUUGAUGAGUGCAAGUACGGAAUGCUUGAGAAUGAAUGCAACUCUGCAUUCCGCGAGUGCGUCAAAUCCAUUGCACUAAAGAAUAAGACCCAGACCGAAACCGAGCGCAUGCAUACGAUAAAUCGGCGACUCGGCAGUAGGCAGAUCUUGUGGUUGUUGUAUGAUUUCCUUCGACCACAUGUCACUGGCGAUUCGACCUUCAAGCUCGUCGAUCUGAUGAAGACCACGAUUGAUCGGUUUACUCAUGGAUCCGAGCAGGAGAGGCUAGAAGCCUUCUCCAAUCGGUGGGAUCAUGUUCUCGCUGGUAUCUCAGUCGAUCGUCCCGAAGAUCCUGUUCUCUGCGCACUCUUCUAUGAGCAGGUACGUGAGUUCCGCUGUCUCGAGCUCGAUAUGCAAUUGUGGGACAGGGACGUGUCUGUCCGGAACUACGCGUAUUUGCGGACUGUCUGCGUCAAUGCGAUUACAACUUACAACUUGGCGCCGGCGUCGCAACCAGGAGAAGAUGUACACCGCUACUCGAUCCACCUCUGCGCAAAGACGGCGCUCGUCGCCCAGACGAUCCUCCCCGAGGCGCGGUUCGCCGAGGCGAUACUCGCCGCGCAGUCCGGGAAGGGCCGCUCCUGCCCCAACGUCGACGUGAUCAAUAAUAUUCCAUACCUUGCUCCAAGUGAGACAGAGGUAGUGGCCGGCCGACCUGAUCUCCCUCGUGUGUAUCCGGCUCUCCCAGCACCGAUUAUCGUCCACGAAAAGGUCGUUGCAGCUGGUGAAGAGCCUGGCAGCGAAUUAGACGCUGUCGGAGAACUUGAUCUCGAUAUGCCCAACGCCAAGAGCGUUCAGAAGAGUGCACCUGACGAUAACAAGAAGGUGCCCGAUAAGGGGUUUGAGAAGUUUGGCGAACACGUUACCAUCGACACAAUGGUGUUGCAUGGGCUCGGCAAUCGCGGGAAUAAUGGGGAGACGGAUGCUGUCGUCUUCUACGAUCUAGCAACCGAGUGGCUGGAGAGCGUUCCCGUUAAGGGAAGAACGAAUGCCGAUACGCUUCGAGCAUUUCAGCAGGUCUUUGGCGAUCUUCGAGAUGUGAACUCGUUCUCCAUGGAUGUGGAGAGGAGGUAUGCAUCUUCUGCGAUUCGGGAAAUCUACUGUGAUAAAGCCCGUGAGUUCAUAUCGACCUGCAAGAAAGUCGGCAUAUCUGUGAAGCACUCCACCCCGGGAAUGCCACGAACUAAUGCCAUUGCCGAGAGCAAGGUGAAGCUUGUCCUUCAUGGCGCACGUGUGGCGCUACGACAAGCGGGAUUGAGCGCCAAAUUCUGGCCUUAUGCAUGCAAGCACUUCUGCCAUGCUCGCAACAUCGAAUUGCGCGAGGGUCAGAGUGCCUAUGCGAUGCGAUUUGAUGGUGUUGAGUUUGACGGUCAGAUUCUGCCGUUUGGUUGCCUUGUUGACUUCUAUCCUACGCCGGCACGAAAGCAGACCCGGCGGAGUCAGAGAGAUGAAGUCGUCCUCGGCGAUGGUGAGGAGUACGCCGUACCUGCGCCUGGAGACGACGGACUGAUUGAUGUCGAAAUUGGUUUCGAUGACGAUGGUUAUCUUGAGUGGAUUGAUGAUGGAGACAAUGAUCAAUCUGGCACUCUCCAGGGCGCCGACGUUGACCAACGCUUGUCGUCUUACCAACGCCCCAGUAAGUUCUCCCCUACGAGUAAGCCUGGUAUUUUUCUGCGUUAUCAUUUUGAGAACGGGGGCAAGUGGGACGGUGACUACAUUGUCGCCGAUUUGGAAGACUUCAAACGCGAUGCAUUGCGUGCGAGCGUCCAUCAAGUCAAGAAGAUAUAUUGUUCACCCAAGGAGCGAUGGACGUUCCCGAUGCUCGCCGUGUACGACAAGCAGACUCGAUCAAUGUGCAUCAACGAUCCUGCGAUGAAAUCCUGUGCGCCUCGGUCAAGUGAGCGCCUUGACGCCUCUGAUAUGCUCGAACUCGAAGAUAUCGAUGAAAUAUUUGCCCUCGACGAGCCGACCCGAAUGACCGAAGAAGAUGUUCGGCGGGCUCGUGAGGCCGAGUUACGAGCCGAAUCUUCUCAUGGAGGAGGUGUCGACUACUGGGAUUAUGAUCCAUCGAAUCAUAAGUGGACUUAUCACGUAGUCGUCCCGAGAAAGGCGAUGAUUCAUCCCAGUAAGACUCCCGGAUCUAUUGGCGAAUCGCCUGAUCCGUGGAAGCUGAGCACAGUGCGUAUUUCGCAUGUUCAGUAUAAGGAUAAAGGCCCGGUUACGAUCUAUGAAACCGGCUAUGCCUUCGGCAAGACGAGACUCAUGCAACUCUGGACAGGCACUGUCGAAUUCUUUGAUGAUGGCUUUGCCCCAUCCAAGAAGAAGUUACCUCCUUACCAUGGGUCGGAGAUCCUGGAGGGCGAGGGGGGUUUGCCUUAUCGUCAGAGUGUGCCGCGCUCCGAGCGUAUCUACAGAGGGUCUCGAAAGCCGAACUCUAUCGACUCAGAAUCCUGGCGCAGCAUGAAUCGCGCCGAACGGGAGGGAUAUGUCGAGGCUGAGCGCCGAGAAGCUGAGUCUCAUGCCAUGUCCCGAGAGGACUCUCGCGAUGCUGCUCCUGUCGACAUCGCUUUCGACUCCGAAUAUGAGUCGGGUGCUGAACGACAUGAUAAGGAUUACUGGUAUCACGAUGUCGCAGCUGGCACGAUCACCCGAUUUCAUGUGAUCGAGCGCCGAGCGCGCUUUAAUCCAACCUCAGUGAAGGACUGUCCCGUCGAUCCUGCGACCUUGACUGAUGUCAGGAUGACUAUGGCCAUGACCGAUGGCACGGAGUUUACAUUGCAGGAUUCAUGGAGAUCAUCCGAUGUGCGAUCUCUACCAUGUCGAUGGACAGGAAAGACCGUUUUCGUUAUCGGUUCUUCUGCUAAAACACAGAUCAGGGUUCGCACCAGUCUGCCGAAUAAGGACGGCACAGAGCGCCGAGUGCAAACGGCGAAUGGCUAUUAUGGCCACGCCUUGCGCGCGAAGGGACGUGUUGUCAUCCCUGCCAAGUCCCGCGCCUGUGUUGUUACCGACCUUGAGUUUGAACCCCCAAGCGGUAUGUCGGCCCGCCUUCAGCCGCUCCGCGGUAGUGGCCUCGAUAUUUGUCCGGCCAUGUACACGUAUAACGAGGGGGCAACCCAAUCAGGGGUCGACGUCCUUAAUCCUACCGACACCGACCUUGUUGUCGAGCCAGGACAGGACGUGGCAGUGGUUCAGUUCUACACUUCUGUGCUAGCCGCGGUUGAACUUGAUUUCACGGAUGAGGAUGCCGGGGAUGGUCUAUCUGCCCCGGUAGAGCCCUCCAACGCUUGUGUGGCUACCGAUGCAGCCCCUGCGAUGUCUGUUCGUCCCGAUCCUCAUUCGCACCGCUCUCCAGACUCUUCGGUGUUCUUCUACAGUGCAUGUGUCGCACGGCCUGUUGAUCGAAAGGAACGUGAACCCAAGAAGGCAUUUCCCGAGCUCACUUUUGGCGAUCGUGACACUACUGUCGCUCAGGGCUCUGUCGGUCCUCGCGAAAUCCGAAUGAUCAAGUACGGUAUGCGAUCGUUCAUGGAGCAAUGUGUCUCUCGAUACGUUGAGCUCUGUGGUCCUAAAUACAAAGCCACCUUGCGGUCGGCUGACACGCCGUUCCUCGAUGAGUCGCGACCGGAGUUCGAUACUAAUCCGGAUCGUCCCGAGGUGAACCGCUUGUUGGGCCAUCCCAUCGAUACGCCUGUGCCUCCUGGUAAGGGCGUUCUUGGUGACUGCGCUGCUGCUGUCCUGAUGAAAAUCUUGUAUGGUGCUCGCAUGGGACGAUACGAUCUCAUUCGCCCCGUGCAGGCACUUGCUAGUCUCAUCACCAAGUGGGAUGGUUUGUGUGACAAGAAGCUUCAUCGUUUGGUGUGUUAUAUCAAUUCCACCCUCGAUCUCAAUUUGUAUGGUUGGAUUGGUGAUGCGCCCGAGAUGUUGGAGCUUGUGCUCUAUUGCGAUGCUGAUCUUGCGGGCGACCGCACUGAUUCCAAGAGCACUUCUGGCGUCUUCAUGUGUCUUCUUGGCCCGCGUAGCUUUAUGCCUCUUAAUGCGCUGUCCAAGAAGCAGACCUCUGUGUCGAAGUCUACUCCCGAAGCCGAAAUUGUCUCUCUUGAUCACGCGGUCUAUAAACUGGGACUGCCCGCUCUCUCCAUGUGGGAGUAUAUGUUGGGCCGCCGUUUCCGUUUGCGUGUAAUGGAAGACAAUGAAGCUGCCAUCCGUGUCAUUGUCACUGGUCACAAUCCUAAUAUGCGUCAUAUGUCUCGUACCCAGCGUAUCGAUAUUUCUGCGUUGAAUGAACGCUACCACGCUGGUGACUUUAUGUUCGUGACGUGUCCCUCUCAGUUUGAGGCUGGUGAUAUCCUGACCAAGGCCUGCACUGAUGCUAAAGUGUGGGGAAAGAACAAGCAGCCACCGAAGAAGGCUGCUGCCAAGACACCGGCUGCCCGAUCACCUCAGCCGAAGUCUCCCUCGCCUUGCGGGGAGGGCCUUCCGAGCGGUCCGAUUGCGCCGACUACGGAAAGGCCUCCUGCUCCGCCGAUCCCCACGGAGCAGGCUGAUUCCAACAUGGGCGCCGAUGAAGCCCCAGUCCCGAUUCAGACCCCGAGAGAUGAGUCUACUGGGGGUGGGAAGCGCUCCGAGGACGUUCCGAUAGGAUUGAGGAUGAAAGCAAUGAUGCUGAAGAUCGGGGUCCAAGAGAUCCCACAGGCCUCAAUCUGGCAGCGCCUCGAACAGCUGGCAUGCAACUCUGGUUUCGACCAAAGGCUGCAUCAGCUGGUUGACUCCUUCCUCCUCUCUAAUCAUCCGCUUGCGGAUAAGCAGAGGAAGCAGUACCCCCGAGAGUUUAUGGACUUCAUCGACCGAUACAGGGUGAUGUGCGCUCUUGCAUUUUCCCGAGUGGCAACGUUGUCUGGUGAUGCCGCAGGGGUCCGCGAGAAAAUGGACCUUACGAUGGCACUGGCUCGCCACUGUAUGCACUUUCAAGCGCAAACCUUUAAGGGAUCUCGAGAGACACUGAGCAACGAUACGCUCCGUCUCAUGGGAACCUGUUACAUUCCGUCGCCUCUUGCGAGCUGGAACCGAAAUCUCAUGGGAUUCAGCAGUUCGUCUGCGGAACAGCGAUGGUUGAGGACCGAUACGAGUAUCAAACACAACGACCUCACCAAGUUGUCGCCCAUUGAGUUGUCAAGGGAUGCGGUCAACCCGGCUGAAGCCGCGAAGUUCUUCAAGGGAUUUCUGCAGCUCAGGCCGACACUUUCUUUCAUCCCUGGAGCGUUUCUGGCAAUCAAGGCCCUUAACCGAUUUCCCACGCUGGAUUCUCUGAAAGAGCAAGCGACUCAUCUCGAGAAUGAUCGCAAGGAACACGGCUACGAUCUUCCUGCCGUGGAUGCGAACGGGAUUGGUGAAGUGGCCGCCUUUCGCAACGAAGACGACGAUGAAAAUAACCCGCUGAUGCGCGGGUGGGUCUCGUUCAUGAAGGCGAUGGCUGAGGCCUACCCCGGGCGAUGCGUCAGCAUCGAUGAUACGCUCAACUGGGGAGCCAGCACCCAAAUGACCUACGAGGACGGUGCGUCACAGAUCACCAUCCGCCCGACUGACGGUCUAUUCGGGGAGGAUUACGUGACGGACGAUCAUGGAAGUCACGAACCCUGCGUCUGGGUGACUGGACACGCCCCCGAGGCUGCUGGUAGCUAUGCAUCUGGCACGUACCUCGGCGGAGGCUACUGGUUCCAGGUGAUGAUCUGCGUCUCCCGAACUAUGGUGAACAGCCACAGUCGCACGACAAAGAAGCUGGGGGGAUCCCAGAAGCAGAUCCGCGUAGGAACUCGAUUUCUCGAGCUGUGCGGAAUCGCGUUCAGGCCCUUCCGCCUCUUGGAUGACCGCGAGCAAGGAGUUUCUACUUCCCCGAACUACGUCGUCCACGGACACCGAUUCCUCAGUGCCGAUGGGAUGAAAGCAGUGGCUUGGCACCCGUUGAUGGAAGCGAGCCCGAUCGAUCCUCGCAUUCUGAAGCUGCUGGGAGACAGUGUCGCGCGCGACAGUGUCGAGUUUGCCGACCUCACGAUUCAGGGGGGCAACACUACCCAACAGGCUGCAUCUACCGAGCCGGAGCAGCCUGUAGCAACCGCGGCUGAUGAUCAGGCUGCGGCAGGUGGUAGUGAGGCAACGGAGCGAAUCACCGUCAACCCAGUAGUGCUUCGACGCAAUCACUGGAUGCCCGACACGUACGGGACGAGCGAGCAAGCCACUGUCGGUGGCAGGUAUGCAUUGCUAUCCGAGCUCCAGUCCUCUAGCUACCGAAUCGAGCUUGCUCCUUUCUUCCAGUAUCGUGCACCCAUCCUGGGAGAGGAAGGCAGCCAAGGUUUGCCAAAGCCUACAAAGCUCGAGACAAUUGCCGGAGGACCCUCCAAAGAGUGGGAGGCAUGGUGCAGGCACUACCGAAAGGCAUACGGUGCUCUGCUCGGCAACUUCGGCUACACGCCCGCCAAGAAUAUCAAGGGUAUCGUAUACGAUGAAGAAAAUACGACGGAUAUCAUUGGCGCGCCUGUUUGGAGCCCAGCCGAUGCUCUUGUGGCUGUCUCGAUUCACGGGAUCAGAACGGUCACGACAAUUGAGCGAUGA